This is a messenger RNA of Terrapene triunguis (Three-toed box turtle), 2561 nucleotides long. It is a transcript of the gene DDX20, whose product is annotated as DEAD-box helicase 20. The transcript is spliced from 10 exons. NCBI's taxonomy places the organism in Eukaryota, Metazoa, Chordata, Testudines, Emydidae. The record is from RefSeq and is a predicted model, not a curated record. Gene Ontology annotation, biological process: spliceosomal snRNP assembly. Gene Ontology annotation, molecular function: RNA binding; RNA helicase activity; ATP binding. The coding region runs from base 6 to 2342 and encodes 778 amino acids. Gene Ontology annotation, cellular component: SMN complex.
UUCCCAUGAUGGCGGCUCCUGCUGCGGCUCCGCCGGCUCCCGCCGAGCCCCGGCUUCGCACGCGGGACGUGCUGAUCCCCGGAGGCCCGGCGGACUUCGGGUCGCUGCUGCUGUCGGCCCCGGUGCUGGCGGGGCUGGAGGCCGCCGGGUUCUUGAGGCCUUCCCCGGUGCAGCUGAAGGCCAUUCCGCUGGGGCGCUGCGGCCUGGGUGAGUGGGGCGCGGGGGCUGGGGCGGUGCAGGGGCUGGAGGGGGUUGGUUCUUUAUUAUUUCAGAUCCUGGUCUUAGCUCCUACAAGAGAAAUUGCAGUGCAGAUUCAUGCUGUUAUCACAACUAUUGGAAUCAAAAUGGAGGGCUUGGAAUGUCAUGUCUUCAUCGGAGGGACUCCUUUGAACCAAGACAAAAUGAGACUAAAAAAGUGUCACAUAGCUGUAGGCUCUCCAGGUCGAAUAAAGCAACUCAUAGAAUUGGACUGUCUGAAUACAGCCAGUAUCCGCCUUUUCAUUCUUGAUGAAGCUGACAAGCUUCUGGAAGAAGGCAGCUUCCAGGAACAAGUCAACUGGAUUUAUUCUUCUUUGCCAGCCAACAAACAGAUGCUGGCUGUUUCUGCUACCUACCCUGAAUCAUUGGCUAAUGCUUUGACCAGGUACAUGAGAGACCCUACCUUUGUGAGGUUGAACCCCACUGACCCAAGUCUCAUUGGGCUGAAGCAAUAUUACAAAAUUGUGAAUUCUCAUUCACUUCCUCAUAAGACUUUUGAGGAGAAGGCGCAGCACUUGCAGGAGCUCUUCAGCAAGAUUCCAUUUAAUCAGGCCUUGGUCUUCUCAAAUCUGCAUAGCAGGGCUCAACACCUGGCUGAAGUACUGACAUCCAAAGGUUUUCCUGCUGAGUGCAUUUCAGGAAGUAUGAAUCAGAACCAACGUCUUGAUGCUAUGGCUAAAUUGAAGCAGUUCCAUUGUAGAGUCCUGAUUUCCACAGACUUAACUUCUCGUGGAAUUGAUGCUGAGAAGGUGAAUCUUGUCAUCAACCUGGAUGUGCCUUUGGACUGGGAAACGUACAUGCAUCGGAUUGGCAGAGCUGGACGCUUUGGAACCUUAGGCCUAGCUGUGACAUACUGUUGCCGUGGGGAGGAAGAGAAUAUGAUGAUGAAAAUUGCACAGAAAUGUAAUCUUCAGCUCCUUCCUUUACCAGAACCUGUACCCACUGGAUUGAUGGAGCAAUUUGCACAGUGGGAUGUAGAGGUCACUGCUAUUGCCCAUGCAGAUGCUUCAGUGAAUGCUCAUAUCUUGACCCAUAAAAGACCAGAGGAGUCAAUGCAGCGCACACACGUAAAUAGCUGUGCUCAGAUACCCCAAUGUGAUCCUGCUGUUCCAGGUGAAAAUUCCUCCAUGUCCAAGCCAAGAAGGGUUUCGAAACAGAAGCAGCUACUAAAAGGCUGCCCAGAUCAUGCAAAUACAGAAAAAACUAGCAAGAGUCCAACGACAUUAAACUCCAACGCACAGCAGAGAAAUCAAAUGGCAACGGCUUGCAAAACCACUGAACAAAAUGUUGAUCAGCAUCUGGACAAGGAAACCUUAAAAAAUACACUCCCCAAAAUUCCUUGCCUGUCAUCGUUUAAGAACCCACAGCCUGCCAUUCCAUGGAGCUUUGCAGAGUUCGUUGAAGACUAUGAAUACUUUAUUAAAGAAGGGUUGGAGAAAAGGGUUGAAAUCAUAAGAAGUUACACAGGCCCUGGAGAGCAGUACCAGCACCCUAAAAAUGGUGCUUUUGAAAAGAAAGGGAUGGAAGAGGUUAUGCACUCAGUAGCAGACAGUGUCUCAUUUGGGGACACUGAUAGUGAUAGUAACUCGUACAGUUCCAGAGCUUCCUCUCAUAGUAGGGGAAACAAGUCAUACUUUGAAGCCUCUUCAGAUACUCAAGAGAGAGGAAGUGAUGUGCUCAUUAUAGAUCAAGCUCCUCUAAACUAUUCCCAAAGCAUAAGCUGCUCCCUGGGCUCAGUGGAGCACCAACAGAUGCCACAAAUCCAAAAGCACAGUCAGGUGAAAAAGAAGGCGGUGAAACAAAAUUCCAAACGAUGUAAGAAAAGCCGCCACCAACAAUCCCCCAGUCCUCCAAAGAGAGGAGCUCAGGAAGACUGUUCAUACAGCACUCAGGAUGAGAGCUCUCCUGGCUUUCCCUAUGAGACUCAGAAUUAUGACGAAUACUGGAAGUCCUAUUACCGAACAUGGCAGAGUUAUUAUGCUUCUCACUCUUACUAUAGGAAAUUUCAUAGGCAUUUUAACUGGAUGACUGCUUAUCACGCCAACUCUGUCUAUCUUCAGGAACUGUUGAAGAGUGAUUGGUGAUGGGAGAGCAAUCUUCACUGCAGAAGGACUGAUACUUACCAAGAGCUAUCCUCUAAGCUCAGAAAUUGACUUAAAAAAUAAACAGACGACUGUUUUUAGAUUGAAGUAAAAAUGCUUUUUUUGUAAGUAAAUUCUUUCUGGGUAAAUGUUUUAUAUGCAUUCCAGUGAGUUGGUGUUGCAACAAAUAUUUGUCAAUAAAUAGAAAUGACUUGUCUUAUA